This is a messenger RNA of Daldinia caldariorum, 1188 nucleotides long. RefSeq names its product cation efflux family-domain-containing protein. The coding region runs from base 1 to 1188 and encodes 395 amino acids. Gene Ontology annotation, cellular component: membrane. Gene Ontology annotation, molecular function: monoatomic cation transmembrane transporter activity. NCBI's taxonomy places the organism in Eukaryota, Fungi, Ascomycota, Sordariomycetes, Xylariales, Hypoxylaceae. The record is from RefSeq and is a predicted model, not a curated record. The transcript has 2 exons. Gene Ontology annotation, biological process: monoatomic cation transport; transmembrane transport.
AUGUCAACGCUCUCUCAGACGCGUAGCCAUAGCGGCCACAAGCAUAGCCAUGCACACCAUCACCAUCAUGAUAAUGUCUAUCUUACCUCCCAGAAUAAAAACGACGCCGGCGUUCGCAUUACCCGAAUUGGCCUAUAUUCAAAUCUUGGCAUGGCAAUUGCAAAAGGAGCUGGAGGUUACUUGUUUAGUUCCAAAGCUAUGAUGGCCGACGCAAUUCAUAGUUUAACAGAUCUCGCAUCCGAUAUUUUGACUUUGGCCACUAUAUCUUGGAGUUUGAGGCCCCCGACCGAUAAAUUCCCUACUAGGUUUGGAAAAGUUGAAAGUUUAGGAUCCUUGGGUGUGUCGAGCAUGCUUCUUAUAGGAGGUCUUUAUAUGGGCUACGGUAGUCUCUUGACGCUCUAUGGACACUUUUUCCUCGACCCAACCGCUGCAGCGGAGUUACUAGCACAUGCCCAUACACACAGUCACGGCCAUGAUCAUGGACAUGGUGUCGACGUAGUACCCAGUCUGCAUGCUGCAUGGUUAGCUGCGGGCACAGUUGCCGUUAAGGAGUGGUUGUACCAUGCAACUAUGAAAGUUGCCCGCGAACGAAAGUCAUCGGUCUUAGCCUCGAACGCUGUCCACCAUCGAGUCGAUAGUCUCACUGGUAUUGUUACGUUGGCCGUGGUCUUAGGAGCAAACUUCAUGCAAAAUGCAGCGUGGCUAGACCCCGUUGGAGGUCUUCUAAUAUCCCUGAUGGUUGUGAAGGCAGGAGCGGAAAAUACCAAGGAAGCAAUUCUUGAAUUGACUGAUAAGUCUAUCGAUGGUGAAGUGCAAGCUUCAGUCCGGAAACAUGCCCAGAGGGUCUUCUCGGAUAUUCCUGAGGGGCAUGAAAUAGAGCUCCGUGGUGUCUCAGGCGUCAAGUCUGGUCAGAAUUACCUAGUCGAUUUGGAGGUAGCUGUGCCGGGAGAUUGGACGGUAGAAGCUAUCCACGAGACUGAAGACCGAAUUAGAACCGCGGUCGGCAGCAAGGUCCGAGGUGUUCGCAGGGUCCGUGUUCGUUUCCUACCUAAAGACAUUGUCCCUCCCAAGUUUGACGAAUUCAUUCCUGGUGAUGUGAGCCCUCGAUCGAGCCCGGAGCCCGAGGACGACGAUAAUCAUAACCACACCCAUGACCAUAACGGCAAUGGAGGCCGCAAGUCGAAGUAA